This is a messenger RNA of Triplophysa dalaica, 1471 nucleotides long. It is a transcript of the gene ctsk, whose product is annotated as cathepsin K. Gene Ontology annotation, molecular function: cysteine-type endopeptidase activity. Gene Ontology annotation, cellular component: lysosome. Lineage: Eukaryota; Metazoa; Chordata; Actinopteri; Cypriniformes; Nemacheilidae. Gene Ontology annotation, biological process: immune response. The record is from RefSeq and is a predicted model, not a curated record.
UGCCAUAUUUGUCAAGAGUGGCCUUUCUCUUUCAACCUAUAGCCACAGUAUGCACACCCUUUCUUCAUUUUUUCUCUCUUUGAAGUCGAACUUCCUCAUAAUGGUAAGAUAUAUAAGAAGGAACAUCUCUCCAGUUGGGAUCUGGACCCUUUCUUUUGAACUUUUAGAAAGCUUCAAACCCAGGACAUUAUGCAUAAGUUUGGUGGCAGACCUCUGCUGGUGGUGAUGAUGUUUUGUGAUGUAGUUCACACUCUGAGUAAGGUUCCAAUGGAUGAAGCAUGGGAGAACUGGAAAAUCACCUACAAAAGACAGUACAAUAGUCUGGAUGAAGAGUCUAUCCGUCAAGCCAUAUAGAAGAACAUGCUGUUUAUUGAGGCUCAUAACAAAGAAUAUGAUCUGGGGAUUCAUAGCUAUGAUCUGGGCAUGAAUCACUUAGGGGAUAUGACACUAGAAGAAGUGGCAGAGAAAUUUUUGGGACUGCAAAUGCCCAUUUCUCAGGACCCCACAAACACAUAUAUGCCUGAUGACAACAUGGGGAACUUGCCCGCAUCCAUCGACUACCGUGCACUUGGCUAUGUCACAUCUGUCAAGAAUCAGAACCCUCCUCAGGUUUCAUGUGGCUCCUGUUGGGCCUUUAGCUGUGUUGGAGCGUUGGAAGGUCAGCUGAUGAAGACCACGGGUAAACUGGUGGACCUUAGUCCGCAGAACCUGGUGGACUGUAGCAAAAAUGCUCAUCCGUGUAAUGGAGGAGAUAGGGGACUUGGCUUCAAUUACGUCAGAGACAAUCAUGGUAUUGAUUCGGAGGCGAGCUACCCUUACGUUGGACAGGUACAGAGGUGUGCCUACAACGUGUCAAGAAAGGCAGCUGACUGUAAGGGAUAUCAAGUGAUUCCUCGGGGUAAUGAGAGUGCUAUGGCUGCUGCUGUGGCAACGGUUGGGCCUGUGUCAGUGGGCAUAGAUGCCAAUCAGAACACAUUCCAAUUCUACAAAAGCGGUGUGUACUAUGAUCCCAACUGUUCAAAUGUCAACAACCAUGCCGUGCUAGUUGUUGGUUAUGGAGCCACACCGAACAAUGAAAGUUACUGGAUUGUAAAGAACAGUUGGGGUCUGAACUUUGGCACUCAGGGCUAUAUCCUGAUGGCUCGUGACCGUAACAAUGCCUGUGGCAUUGCCAACCGAGCAAUGUUCCCGUUGAUGUGAAAAUGGAUAGCAGCAAGUAGAGAACUCACAAGGGACGUAUCUAUCAGUUACUGAGCAACACAACAAUGACAAUUAUUUUUCUAAUGUCCCUGUUUUCUGUUUAUUCAUUAAUUACACCUUUUUUUACUUUUUUGCAACCAUGUCAGGACAAUUUUUAUACUUAAAUGACAAUAUUUAAAUAGGUAGUUUAAAUAGUGUCUUAUAAGUUUUGUAAUUUAAAAUUAUAAAUUUCACAAUUCAGUACCAUUUUGUGUGCAGAAAUAUAUAAAUA